Molecule: messenger RNA, 6199 nt
Organism: Macrobrachium nipponense
Lineage: Eukaryota; Metazoa; Arthropoda; Malacostraca; Decapoda; Palaemonidae
Product: sodium-dependent phosphate transport protein 2C-like
Exons: 10
Coding region: 873-2840 (655 amino acids)
Biological process (GO): sodium-dependent phosphate transport
Cellular component (GO): membrane
Molecular function (GO): sodium:phosphate symporter activity
Source: RefSeq, a predicted model, not a curated record
GUUGCUACUUUGCACCGCCAGAGGAAGCAAGUCAGUUCUAGAAGAACAACGUUUUCAUGCAACUACGCAAUAAUACUGAUGGGCGGCCCUGUUUCAUUGCGUAUAUGAGAUGAAUCUCAACGAAAGGAGAUCAACGAAACUUGAUAGAAUUGCAUCAGCUUCGAGGCUUGCCCUUUACUUCUAUAUUCAUUUCUUGGACAGUUCUAGCUAGCUUAUAGAAUUACCAGUAGUGCUUUCAGCUAAAUGGUAUUGAUCUUCAGUAGAAGGCAAUCUUCAGCAUGCAUAAUGCACCGACUCAAAUGACUCCUUUUCGACUUACGAACGAAGUUGUACAUGUUAGGCGGAAAUCAGAGAGACACGUAGUAAAUAGAGGGGACGAUUGAACUGGUUUCAGAAAUGAAGGUUUUGACCAGGAUUUGCAGCCUGUGCUUGAAUAUGACGAAAAAUAUCUAUGGAGACAGCAUUUCAUUCAUUUCAUAUAGCUAUCCAUAAAGAUCUCUGAGCACGUCGACGGGAGUUGGCUGGCUGAGAGAGGUCGACGGGAGCUGAGCGAGGGGCAAAAGUAUUGAUUUCCUCGGCACCACCGCCACGCAUGGAAAGCAAGAGCAAAGAAGAAGAGAGAGCAAGAGAGAGAGAGAGAGAGAGAAAGAAAGAGGAGGAGCAGCCACGUUCGCCGAACAAAACCGGGGCGAGGAAGGCGAGGCCGGCAUUUGGCAACCACGUGGUGAUCAGUGUGCACGCACUCCUCUUCGGAAGGACUCAAGGAAGUGCUCCUUGGGUGCACUUCCGCACGUGCACUCUCUCUUUCCCCAAAGGAGAGAGUUUCGAGCUCAAUCACGACGCCUCUCUCUCUUGGCCUGCUCCACACGGCGAUGGUCAAGAAACCCUCCAAGCUGGUGAAGAAAAAAUCCUUCAAGCAACAUGGACUUCCGAGCGAAGAACUGGUCACGGUCAAGUCCGAUCUCAUUCUGCUGGCGCCAGAGGUUGAGCAGAUUGAGGCGAAGAAGCUUCAAGGAGGAAAAGGAAGACGGAGGAAGGUCACGGGUGACCUCAAGGAUCCCAUUACAGGAGAAGGAAGGAGCGAUGAGAGAGGCCUAUGUGGCGGGACCCAUGGCCGUCGUCUGCUGAAGGCCCUGACCAUCAUAGGGAAGAUCUUGCUCCUGGUUGGUCUCCUUUACCUCUUCAUCUGCUCCCUGAAUCUGCUUGCGAGCUCCUUCAGGCUCCUGGGAGGAAAGACAGCAAGUGCAGUAUUCCGCCAAUCGGCUCUGUUGAGCAACCCAGUCGUCGGCCUGAUGAUCGGCGUGCUGGUCACCGUCCUCGUCCAAUCAUCUUCUACCUCGUCAUCAAUCAUCGUCUCCAUGGUCGCUGCUCACUUUCUGGAUGUCAAAACGGCCAUCCCAAUAAUAAUGGGAGCCAAUAUCGGCACAUCCGUCACAAAUUCGCUCGUCAGUAUUGGACAAGUUGGCGACCGUGAGCAGUUCGAGCGCGCCUUCUCAGGAGCCGUCGUUCACGACAUGUUCAACUGGCUCUCUGUCCUGGUCCUCCUGCCGCUGGAGGUGGCCACGGGGUACCUCUACCACCUCACCAAGGCCGUCCUGGACGGCGUGACCUUCGAGAAGAACAACAUGAAGGUGGAGCUCCUGUCUCGCAUCACGAAGCCCUUCACCGAUGCCAUUGUGAAGCUGGACAAGACAGUCCUCACAGGUUGGACAAUGAACGACCCAGAUUACGAAAAUGCCACUUUGCUUCACCGAUAUUGUCCAGAUCCUUCCAAUACAACUGAGUACAUCACAUGUCCUAAUUUAGCAGCCCACAUUCCCUUGAGUGACACAGGUAUGGGACUUGUGUUGCUCACCGCAUCGUUGGUGCUUCUUUUGGUGUGCCUCAUUUCCAUUGUCAAGAUAUUGAGCUCUAUGUUGAAAGGAUCUGUUGCAGGUGUCGUGCAACAUGUGAUAAACGCCGAUCUACCUCGAGUCCCUUGGCUCACAGGAUACAUUGCAAUCCUAGCAGGUGCCAUAAUGACCUUCAUCUUGCAAUCCUCAUCGAUUUUCACCUCAACGUUGACCCCACUGGUUGGCCUGGGCGUCAUCAGCAUUGAACGAGUCUACCCGCUCACCCUCGGGUCGAAUUUGGGAACGACGACCACCGCCCUUCUGGCAGCACUAGCCUCCGACUCCUCCAGGCUUCAUCCAGCCAUCCAGAUUGCCCUCAUCCAUUUGUUCUUCAACGUCACUGGUCUGUUGCUGUGGUACCCUAUUCCCUUCCUUCGCCUGCCGGUCCGGUUGGCACUGGCCCUCGGCCGCGUCACGGCCAAGUACCGGUGGGUCGCCGUCUUCUACAUGCUCAGCACUUUCUUCCUGGCUCCCGUUCUGGUCUUCUUGGUGUCCCUCGGUGGCCCGGUGGCCAUGUACAGUGUCUUUAUUCCAAUCGUGGUUUUCAUCCUUCUCAUCGUUUUCGUCAACGUGGCCCAGUCCAAGUUCCCCAGGUACCUGCCCACGAGGCUUCAGACGUGGCACUGGCUUCCCCUGUGCUUGCGUUCCCUCGAGCCCAUGGAUGAGUGCAUCACGCGCCUCAUGUGCUGCAGGCAAUGCCGUACCCACAAGUACGCCCACGUCCCUCCAGUUGCUACCAUUCAUGCCCCUCCCUGCAUGGUGGUCGAAAAUGACCUGCCAAAGACGGUCGUCGUGAUCGAAGCAGAGAAGACAGGCGGCGUCUUGCCCGAGUACGGCCUCUGCAAAGAUUUGGGCACAAUCGAGGAAUGCAUCGGGGUGAGCAGGGAGAUGAAGGACCACGGGAUGUCCUACCCCGGCAUCUUCAUCCAGCAUGAAACAUCCGCCUAGGUCUAGGGAGGUCCACUCAUGCACAUGGUUGAGAGCCACAAAGGUUACUCUUUACUUCUAGGCUUAGUUUUCUUUCUCUCGGGGUACCAAGAUUACGUUAUCCUUCCCCCCACAAAACAUACCCUUACAGUCUUUGUAUCAACUAAGAUUGUGGGCAGUACAAAAGGUUGUUUGAAUCUUACUGCCUUUUGUGCGAUCCCAGAUUGUGAAUGAUACAAAAGGCGGUUGUCUUAACUAUGCCAUCUUUUGUAUCUUCCAGCUCUAAGGCUUCUGCAGAAGUUGAUCACAAGUGGAGCUUCUUUCACAGCCUUCAGAUUGAUGGACGAUACAAAAGGUGGUCUUGGUACCUUGCCAGAUUGUGAUGUAAGAUAUUUGUUAUGCAAUAUGGUGAUGUAUUGUGAUACAAGGCACACCAAUUUUUAUUGAAUCAUAGAUAAAUUCACUGAGAGAUAUUUUCUGAAGAGAUAUAUUAUAUAUAUAUACUAUAUUUGUUAGUGCUGUGUCUGCUCAAAUUCUAUCUUCACAUCAUAAGUGGAAGUCAUGAUAUACAUAGCCGCAUUAGUCAUUAACCAAUCGAAUUCUGUAUAACGAAAAUCUCUCAAAGAAAAUAAUUUCUGCAGUAAAAGGUAACAAGUAAUUCAAAAAAACAAAAUAGUUGACAAUACAAAAGGGAAAACAUGAAAAAUCAAACUUGCUCUAAUUACGGGAUGGAAUUUCAAAAGCACCGGGAAAUCACAGGCACUGAGUCGACGCAUGCGCCUGAUCACUCUAGCAAUACGAAUGACUCUUGUAUGUUAUACAUUAUCUUAUAUACUAUAUCCGACAUCUGAUAGAAUGCAGAUCUAGUGUUGUGUUUUAAACGUUCGUAAUCAUUGUCAAAAUCGUUUUGUCUAAUGUCGUCUUGGUGAUCCCAGUUGCGGUUCCGGUGACCUCCUUGGAAGGAUGGUCUGUGUUGACUCUCUAAAGCUUGCGUGCUUUUGCGCGCGCGUGUUUGUGUGUAUCUUGUUCUGAAUGGAGGGAAUUGAAUCAAAACCAAGUAUUUAAAUAUUCCCAAAAUAUACAAAUUGAAAAUUCUUUGGUCAUCGAAAACAUCUACUCAUAAAUAAAAUUCUGAGGAACAAAUAUCCUGUUAGAUCACAUAAUUUAAAAGAUCAAGCAUCCAUCCCCCUAUUAACAUGAAAAAUUCACCAAGCGAUGCCGCCAGUCUCCAGGAUCUAUGACUAAACGAACGCACCCUGUCAACACACACCAUUCGCUGAGGCGAGCUCAGGGUAAACGCUCCUAGCUGCUGGUCGUUGUAACUUACCCUUACAGCAAUAAAUAUAAGCAUCCCAGCCUUCGGUGUUUCACAUAAAGAUGACGAUCUAUCAUGAACCCACCACUCUCGCAUACAUAUGAAGACAUGACUAUUAACAUGAAACUAGAGCAAUACUACAGAUAAUCCAUAGAAGGAGAGCGAAUCAAGUCCAUUAAAUAAGCUAUGUAACCUCUUUCCCCAUUCAGGCUGUUCCAAUUUAGAGAGAAACAUUGCUGGUAACGUGAGACUUAUCAUUAGGUCUUCGAGUCGCGAACGCCAUUCUACAUAUGAUCUCAGGGUUAUGUAAAUGAUUUUGUCUAGAUGACAAAAAUAAAAUAAAAUUAAGUCUGAUUAGUGAAGGGUUGUCAUUCAUUAACUGUUAAAAAAGUAUUCAUAAAGUACUUUUAAAGGGCUUCAUUAAAUAUUGUUUACUUGGCCCAAAUAACUCAAGGUGACGUUGCUAUACCGUAUUCAUAAGAAAAACAUUUUUUAGUAAUGUUCUUCAUUGUUGUAUGCUGCAGUAGGAAUAAAAAAAUUUUUCUAUUGAAAUGUGUUUUAAGGUUUCAAAACACGUAACAUCCUUCAUUACAUAGAACAAAUAUUCAUUGUUUUUCAUGAGAAUAACUCAAAAUUUCAAGACUGAAUUUGCGUAUAUAUAUUUAGUAUCAUUAUGUCUUUUUAAAGCCAAACAAACUUAUCUCAUGACUUUUUUUUCAAUAUAUAGUCCACUCAUAUAAAAAAAGUUCUCUGUUAAGUAUCAUCUACAUUCUCGCACAAAGAUAAAAGUAAAAGAAAGUGUUCCAACGCUUUACGUUUCCAUAACCAUGCAUUUAAACUGAGAACCAAUACUCCGAUUCAUAUUAGAAUUUGCCGCCAUUGGCAGAGAGUGUGUUGAACUCCUCUCUCUCUCUCUCUCUCUCUCUCUCUCUCUCUCUCUCUCUCUCUCCAUGCCAUUCGAACGUUACCAUAGUGUAUCUCUUGGUGAACAGAAAUAUAGUUUGACACGUUUAGAGCUUAUCGAUACAAAACAAAACAAUGGAUGUACAGUAGCAGCUGAAUUAUGUAAACAUGAUUAGGAUGUAUAUGUAAAUGAUUAUACGUAUAUAUCGUAUAUGCAUGUAUGUAUGCGCACAUAUAAUAUAUACGUAUGUAUAUGCACGUCCAUAUACCAUCAUUCUGUAUAUGCAUGUAUGAUCGUUUAUACACAACGUUCAUGUAUAUGUGUGUAUAAAUAUGUGCGAAUGCAAGUGCACAUAUACAUGUAUGCAUGCUUAUACAUAAAUAUAUGCAUGGUAUCCGAAGGUAGUAUACGGUUCUUGCUUGUAAUGACUUUGAUCAAAAUACCGUGAAGUGUAAUCUGAGAAUUUCCAAUAAAAUACAAAUGAAAAAUUAUUAUUUUCAAUUAUUUGAAAUCUGUCAAUAAUAAGAAUGAUCAUGUAAAAUCUCGCAUUGUUCUUGAUAUCUAUGUCCAAGCUUUCAGUUCAUUUGUUAUACUGACUUCAUAAGAAGUAAUUAGAGGCCGCAUUGGACCGACAGUAAUAAGAUUAAGUAAAAGAUCGUAACAUGUUCAUCAGCUUCCCUUUUACGACGGACCAGUUGUUCAAUAUUCUUAAAGGAUAUUCCUAAUGUUCAGUGUUCUCGAAUUAUUAUCAUUGUUAUCAUUCAGAGGAUGAAGAACCCUAUUCACGUGGAACGCGCCCAAAGGGGCCAUUGACUUUAUAUUCAAGCCUCCAGAGAAUAUGGCGUUCGUUUGAAAGAAGCGACAGAAGGUAAAUCUUUCAAAUGAACAGUAUAUUCUCUGAAAGUUUGAAUUUCGACUGAAUGGCCCAUCUAGGCUUGUUCCUGAAUAAAAAUGCUGUUUUUGAGUAAGGAUGUAAACCUUCUUCCAUCGGAGAGCGCUUUAUAUCUGCCAUGAUGCUACGAAUAUUGAAGUAUGAGGAUUUUUCUAAUUUGCAUACGAUAGUCACACCUUAACUACUGCCUGCUGUUUAUUUUUAUCCAAAAAAGCUGUGUUUGUAGUUAUUCAGAUUUAUAUAUUUUUCUAAUAAAAUGCAUUAAGUCA